Molecule: messenger RNA, 1962 nt
Organism: Leptonychotes weddellii (Weddell seal)
Lineage: Eukaryota; Metazoa; Chordata; Mammalia; Carnivora; Phocidae
Source: RefSeq, a predicted model, not a curated record
GGGUGUCCUAAACUAUUGUUCACAGCCUCAGGAGAGAGGUUGUUGACGGAAAAGGCACAUGGUCCUCACUUACACUAGACAGGGUGCUCUAUGCCAGGAAGCAGAAGUCCCUGGCUUCCUUUCUUGAAGCAGUGAAAAUAUCAUCUUCUCAGAUGCCUCUCUGUCCUCUCAGUGUCCUCAUCAAUUUUUUUUUCCUUCUUCCUCCCAAAUGCUUUUUCCUGCCCACUUAUGGUUUGGGCUGCUUCCUUAAUAAAAGUGUCCUCUUAUUUUCUGAUGCAAUUACCUCUGCAGCUGAUUUAUUUAUUUAUCCUUGUCUUUAGCCCAGCUCUAAACGGACUUUGGAAAGUAGAGAAGAAAAUCCAGUCUGCUUUUUGGAGGACAUUGGACAGCCGAAUAAAUGCAGUAUCUAAAUAUAAAAGAGGACUGCAGUGCCAUGGCUUUCUGUGCUAAAAUGAGGAGCUCCAAGAAGACCGAGGUGAAUCUGGAGGCCCCCGAGCCAGGGGUGGAAGUGCUCUUCUAUCUUGCUGAUAGGGAGCCCCUCCGGCUGGGCAGCGGAGAGUAUACGGCGGAGGAGCUGUGCAUCAGGGCCGCACAGGAAUGCUGUAUCUCUCCUCUGUGUCACAACCUCUUUGCCCUGUAUGAUGAGAACACCAAGCUCUGGUAUGCCCCGAAUCGCACCAUCACUGUUGAUGACAAGACAUCACUCCGGCUCCACUACCGGAUGAGAUUCUAUUUCACCAACUGGCAUGGGACCAAUGAUAAUGAGCAGUCUGUAUGGCGACAUUCUCCAAAGAAGCAGAAAAAUGGCUAUGAGAAAAAAAAAGUCCCAGAUGCAACCCCUCUCCUUGACGCCAGCUCUCUGGAAUAUCUGUUUGCUCAGGGACAAUAUGAUUUGGUCAAAUGCCUGGCUCCCAUUCGAGACCCCAAGACCGAGCAGGAUGGGCAUGAUAUCGAAAACGAAUGUCUGGGAAUGGCUGUCCUGGCCAUCUCCCACUACGCCAUGAUGAAGAAGAUGCAGUUGCCAGAACUGCCCAAGGACAUCAGCUACAAGCGAUAUAUUCCAGAAACAUUGAAUAAGUCCAUCAGACAGAGGAACCUUCUCACCAGGAUGCGGAUAAAUAAUGUUUUCAAGGAUUUCCUGAAGGAAUUUAACAAUAAGACUAUUUGUGACAGCAGUGUAUCUACUCAUGACCUAAAGGUGAAAUACCUGGCCACCUUGGAAACUUUGACAAAACAUUAUGGCGCUGAAAUAUUUGAGACUUCCAUGUUACUGAUUUCAUCAGAAAAUGAGAUGAAUUGGUUUCAUCCGAAUGAUAGUGGAAACAUUCUCUACUAUGAAGUGAUGGUAACUGGAAAUCUUGGAAUCCAGUGGAGACAGAAACCAAAUGUUGUUCCUGUUGAAAAGGAAAAAAACAAACUGAAACGGAAAAAACUGGAAAAUAAACACAAGAAGGAUGAGGAGAAAAACAAAAUCCGGGAAGAGUGGAACAAUUUUUCUUACUUCCCUGAAAUCACCCACAUUGUAAUAAAGGAGUCUGUGGUCAGCAUCAAUAAGCAGGAUAACAGAAAAAUGGAAUUGAAGCUCUCGUCCCACGAAGAGGCCUUAUCCUUUGUGUCGCUGGUCGACGGCUACUUCCGGCUCACGGCAGAUGCCCAUCAUUACCUCUGCACCGAUGUGGCUCCCCCACUGAUCGUCCACAACAUACAGAAUGGUUGUCACGGUCCAAUCUGGUUGGUUCUGGCACUUUUUCAGUUGCCCUUGGUGUGAAAAGAACCACAUUUUAGUGGUGGGGCGUGUGGCCUCCUGAGACACAGUUGUCAUCGGUUGUUUAGGUGGGGGCUGGUUGAGUAUGUUUGGGACUUACUUGGUGCCUUCUUUUCCAUCCCUGCUGUCCCCUGGUCAGGCCUUCCUGUCAUCUCUUACCUUGGUUCACACCACAGACCCUUCCUUCUUCCCCCUUG